AUUUUGGUUUUUUUUUUGUUUGAUUAACUUCAUAUAUCAAAAACAUUUUUCAAAUUUUUAAUGAAUAAUUUCAAAAAAUAAAAUUUCAAAAAAAAAUAUGAUAUUUAAAUUUGAGAGAAGGAACAAUUAACGAUGUCAAACGACACACUGAAUCUCUUAAGUGAUGACCUAAAUCUAACUACGGCAAUUAUGACGGAGACUAACGUGAGCCAAGUACCCCGGUUGUCCCCUAUGGAGAUGGUAGAUUUGUUGGAGUACGAAAUGAAGACUUACCUAAUCACGAUAUAUUGGGUGAUAGCUCCCAUAUUGAUCUUUUUAGGGUUGUUAGGCAAUAUUUUAACCUUACUCAUCAUAGAUCGUUUGAUCAAGAUGAGCAAGUCGGGUUCGGUCGCUGCUGCCCACGUGUUCAUAAAAUGGAUGGCCAUAUCCGACAUCAUUGAUUGUUUACUAUUCAUACCUUAUCCCAUUAUGUAUUACAUAGGCAGAUGGGAGCGUUUGCGAUACGUUUAUCGGCACUGGUACAUUUUUUACGUGUCACGAGUACAUUUCGUUUUCUUGAAUUCUUUUUACAAAAUCAGCGCGUUCCUUAUAGUGCUGAUAGCUCUGGAUAGAUUUAUAGCCAUAUGCUAUGCCCUGAAGUACAAGUCUAUCUGCAAGAUUGGAAGGGUGCACAUCGCCAUCGCGGUAUCCUACUUUCUCGGUAUAGCCAUGGCCGUCAAUGAGACCUUUAAAUAUUCUCCGGAUAUCAGGGACGAUAAAACCACAGGCAAAAGAAUAUGGUUCGUGACUAUAAACUCCACCGUUUCUAGGGUACUGUUGCUUUACAUUUAUUUGUGGCUCAAAGAAAUUUUGUCUUCGAUUCUACCCAUGAUAUUAUUGUGCUAUUUCAAUUACCGAAUAUCCCUAUCCUUCGCAAAUAUGAUGAAAAAGAAGAAAGUGAUAGCCAUAGAAAAGUCAGUAGGUUCGGCAAUAGGAACAGUAUCAUCUGGGGUGGAUAACUCUGCAGAAGGCAAAAAAGUUCAGACAGUUUCUACGGAAGAUAGGGAGUUAACUUCUCUCAUGAUAGGAAUAGUCAUAGUUUACUUCGCGGCUAAUAUACCCAUGUCUUUGCACUUUAUUUUAGCAAUCUUGAAGCCGUCAUUGUACUCCACCAAGCCCUUUAUGGGUUAUCUCCAUCUCACAAAUAUCUUGGCCAUGGUUCAUAGUAGCGCCAAUUUUUACAUAUAUUUGUAUUUUAACAAGAGUUUUAGGAGGAUACUUUUAGAUAUGUUUUCUUUUAACAAGCACCAUAAAUUGAAAUAGAAAUUAUAUAUAUAGAGCUAGAAAAACUUUUUUUUUCUCGCUAAAUGAAUCCCAUCCCACCCCCUAAAUUGCAUAGAUUUUAUUAUAAUACACUUUACUAUAUUAUUAAUCUUCUAUAUUGCACCUCAACCUUUUUUUUUAUGUCAGAAUUGUAGCAUUAUUUUAUUUUGAUCACUUCCUUUCCCGAUGUUUCAUAGUUAUAACACCCUAAUAUAACCACGUACUUUUGAUGUUAUUUUUUUCCCCCAAACUUGUUAUAGUUUUUUUUUAAAAUUUGC
Gordionus sp. m RMFG-2023 is the source of this 1580-nucleotide messenger RNA. RefSeq names its product probable G-protein coupled receptor B0563.6. Gene Ontology annotation, cellular component: membrane. The coding region runs from base 133 to 1302 and encodes 389 amino acids. NCBI's taxonomy places the organism in Eukaryota, Metazoa, Nematomorpha, Gordioida, Chordodea, Parachordodidae. Gene Ontology annotation, molecular function: G protein-coupled receptor activity. The record is from RefSeq and is a predicted model, not a curated record. The transcript has a single exon. Gene Ontology annotation, biological process: G protein-coupled receptor signaling pathway.